This is a messenger RNA of Pseudoliparis swirei, 4602 nucleotides long. RefSeq names its product TEA domain family member 1a (gene tead1a). Gene Ontology annotation, cellular component: transcription regulator complex. Lineage: Eukaryota; Metazoa; Chordata; Actinopteri; Perciformes; Liparidae. The record is from RefSeq and is a predicted model, not a curated record. The transcript has 12 exons. Bases 380 to 1666 code for a protein of 428 amino acids. Gene Ontology annotation, molecular function: RNA polymerase II cis-regulatory region sequence-specific DNA binding; DNA-binding transcription factor activity, RNA polymerase II-specific. Gene Ontology annotation, biological process: hippo signaling; regulation of transcription by RNA polymerase II; embryonic organ development.
CCCCCCCCCCCCCCGCAAUGCCUUAAGAGACCCCGAUCCGUGGAAAAGUGUGGGAAUUAAUCCAUAAAGAGGCGGAUGAAUCGAGGUUACCUGCCGCCUGGUGCCGUUUCUGGAUCAUCUUGCUUUGUCGACCAGCCACUUUUAUUAUUAUUGACACCUAGCAUUUUGGAUUACCAUUGGCCCAGCAGCAGCUAGCAUUAGCAUUCAGCUUCCACGUUGUACUCAGCUGGCCGCCGCCACGAGGGGAGUUAAUUAUUUCCAUUAGUGUUACCGUCGGCUUGAGGUUGCCAUUAGCGGUUUUAAUCCCGUCACCUACUCGCCGCCGGACCAUUAGUAUUAGUGCUGAGUACGCAUCGGCGAGGCAACGUUAGCUGGCAGCAUGGAUCGCGGUAGCUGGAGCGGCAGCGAGAGUCCAGGGGACGACAUGGAGAGACUGAGCGACUCAGGCGGGGAUAAGAACAUGGACGGGGACCCCGAGGGGGUCUGGAGCCCCGACAUCGAGCAGAGCUUCCAGGAGGCCCUGGCCAUCUACCCGCCCUGUGGAAGGAGGAAGAUUAUACUGUCAGAUGAAGGGAAGAUGUAUGGUCGAAAUGAGCUGAUAGCCAGAUACAUCAAGCUCCGAACAGGCAAGACGCGGACGAGGAAACAGGUAUCCAGUCACAUCCAGGUUUUAGCCAGAAGAAAAUCCAGGGAGUUUCAAUCCAAACUAAAGGACCAGAACGCCAAGGAGAAGGCCCUACAGAGCAUCUCCUCCAUGUCCUCGGCUCAGAUCGUCUCGGCCACCGCCAUCCACAGCAAGCUCCUGCCCGGACUAGUACGGAGCAGCUUCCCCAGCAACGCACAGCUUUGGCAGGGAAUGAUUCCUGGAGGACAGUCCAGCUCCACCACAGAAGACAUCAAGCCGUUCUCUCAGCAGGCCUAUGUCGUGCAGACAGUGGGGACCAACACCAUCUCAGGCUACGAGGCUCCCACCGCAGCCCAAACACACAGAGAGCCAGCAUGGCAGGGUCGAUCCAUCGGCACCACCAAACUACGACUGGUGGAGUUUUCAUCUUUCUUGGAGACACAGAGGGACCAGGAGGCAUACAACAAGCACCUGUUUGUGAACAUCAGCCAGAGCAGCCUGAGCUACAGCGACCCCAUGCUGGAGUGUGUGGACAUCAGACAGAUCUACGACAAGUUCCCCGAGAAGAAGGGCGGCCUCAAGGAGCUGUUCGCCAAGGGCCCCCAAAACGCGUUCUACCUGAUCAAGUUCUGGGCCGACCUGACUUACAACGUACAGGAUGACCCGGCAGCAUUCUACGGGGUCAGCAGCCAAUACGAGAGCUCGGAGAACAUGACCAUCACCUGCUCCACCAAGGUCUGCUCCUUCGGCAAGCAGGUGGUCGAGAAGGUGGAGACGGAGUACGCAAGGUUUGAAAACGGGCGCUUCAUCUACAGAAUCAGUCGCUCUCCGAUGUGUGAAUACAUGAUCAACUUCAUCCACAAGCUCAAGCACCUGCCGGAGAAGUACAUGAUGAACAGUGUGCUGGAGAACUUCACUAUACUGCUGGUUGUCAGCAAUAGAGACACUCAGGAGAUCUUGCUUUGUAUGGCGUGUGUGUUUGAGGUGUCCAACAGCGAGCAUGGAGCUCAGCACCACAUCUAUCGACUCUUCAAGGAAUAACAGACACAGACACACACACACACACAGACACACACACACACACACACACAUAUAUGGCCUUUUUUGCUUGAUGAUUACCGGUGACAUUGGAGGUAAAGAUGUCCAAAAAACUGAAUACUACUUAAGUGUCUUUCAGCCAAACAACCCCACUCGGUGAGGAAGGGGAAAAAAUGGCUGCCUUUUCACCGCUGCUCACGUAACACCACAACAAGAUACGGGGCCUUUUUAAAAAUUAUUUAACAUCAAAAUAUGAUGCAGAAUCCUCCUAAACCGGAGAAUUUACGUAAUCAUAACGGCAAUCUGAAUAGCAGAUGGUCAUUAGCUGUAAAAAUCAACCCGGCUGGCGUUUGUCCUAAAAACUCAGAUGGAAAUGAAAGUGCUAACUUCGGUCAACAACAAGAGAUCUGACGACUUGUCACCUGACAGUGAGAGUCGGGCCCUGUGUCUCAUCAAUAACCAGAGAUGGAACCAACACCACUGCGCUAUUAUUGUGUGAGCUGAAUUCUUGCACACAACAUUUGUUUUUAUUAAAAAAGAGAUUUGUCCCCCUUUUUGUUUUCUUGAAAACAGAAACAAAAGAGAAAAAAACAGUAGCGUAAAGACUUUGGGAAAUUGUUUUAUCGAUAAAAAAACAUAGAGACUAUAUUUUAAUUCCAGGAACACAAUCAAAAAUGUUGAUAAGAAAGUAAGAGUGAAAUUUAACCAUUCAGGUACCGUUUUGUGCAACUAUUGAUUCUUCAUCAAGAUUGAAUACUUGAAAAAAAAAAAGAUACGUGUGUUGAAGCUAUAAUCCUGAAGGUUGCAGUGCUGCAACCUGAUUGGAACCUGGUCCCGGUCGAUUGGAACCUGGUCCCGGCUGUUUGGACCAUACAGCGGUUUGAUUUCAUGAAAAUCUUAAGGAUUAUUAUAACUUUAAAAAUGAAAUGUAUUGUGGUCGGUCCAUUGGAAAGCACUGUGACUCUUUGAAACUAACGUCAAUGAUCGUGCACGAGUGGGGGCCUGGGGGGGGGGGGGGAGCACAAGUCUAACCUGCUGAUCAGGUUUCACUCUGCAACUUUAAACCUUCAAUAUUCCUGCACCAGCUAACUCCGGAUGUAACACGCCCAUCCAUGCGCACCAAUGUGUUCAAGUCUGAAAUAUGAUCAUGUCCACGUUUACAUGCUCCCCCCCACCCCCAACCAGAAGCCACGGCAACUGGGUUUUUUUCAUUUUGAGAGAGGAUAUGAUGUCAGAAUGGAAGUUAUUUAUUAAUAAAGGCUCUGGUUCUCAGUGUCUGUGCUAAUGAUCUGAAUCCCAUAUUUAAUAACUGUUCCUAAUUUUAAUUACACUCUUUUAGCUCAUUGCAAUUGUGCUAAAGGAGGGUUACUUUUCUUAGAAAACAUACAACCGGGACCAGGUUCCUAGUAGACAUACAGUCAGCGGCGAAUCCUCCGAGAGGAUUGUCCCUGUUCUUAUUCCUGCACACAUUCUUCGCUAUUUUACGGCCCACAUUUACAUGUAUUUUCAUUUUUCUUUGGUACGUGUGACAGAUUGAUGUUAAAAACCGCUCGCACGCCGGUACCGACAGGCUCCUCGUUCAUAAAACACAACCCAGACCCGUCACUGCUGGAGGAGACCCGUUCUUCUUUUGAGCAUUCAGCAAUGGAGACCGUGUUUCUGCCGAGGUUUACCAAACCUUAAAUGAGCCAUCUUUAGUCCCAACUGGCCGGUUGUUCUUAGCGAUUCCUGAUGUCUGACACUGAUAGUUGCCAUGGUCCAAAACCACUGUAUUCUGUUUGUUUAAAGACUCCUGCGGGUGUCUCUCAGGGUUACAGACGCCUGUCCGACAAAACUAAUACAAACCUUUCUUUCAAUGCAUUCUGUAAAGGAAAAAAAAUCGUUUCCAAAAAAAGGCCUUCAACAUUCCCAGAAUUUUGCCUCCACACUAAAGUGAUGAGUUGUUUGCAGGCAGACUUCUAGACCUUCACAGAAGAACUGACAGGUGGCAUUUACACGACAGCCCGAAAAGGGGCUGACUUUGCAAUAAUGACCCUCUGUCCCGGACAUUAUCUACCCCCUGCUUACCAAAGACGGUUGUCGCGUGACACAAAAGGAAGAAAAUUGAUUUAUGACAAGCUAGAGUAAAUUACAAGCUUCUGCCAAAAAGGACUAUCAACCUCCAGACAUCUGUGGCUCGCAGGGCUACGCUGUAAAUCUGUACAGAUGUAAGUAAAACAGACAACAAAAUAAACAAAAACUAAUGGAAGAAGGGUUACAGGUGUGUGUGUGUGUGUGUGUGUGUGUGUGUGUGUGUGUGUGUGUGUGUGUGUGUGUGUGUGUGUGUGUGUAUUUUACCUGGUAUUGGUGAACCAUGUUUUGACUUAUUUAAUUUUUAUUUGACCUAAAAUAACAUCAGUCCAACACAAGAACUCAACCGUAGGGCUUUCCUGUUAAACGUCCUCUCAUCGUAGACAUGUUGCCCAGAGGCCGUUCUAAAGGUUCCGAGUCAUCGUCGUCCGUGUAGUUAAUGUUGUCUCGUACAUGCAACGUGGAUAUUAAUCUUCUUUUACGAAGCCACAGAAGUCCUGUCUGUAAUCUAUUCCGAAAUGGCCUUGAAUCUUUCGCUCCGGUGCAUUUGCACCACACCUGUGUCUGCACUGAGGUUGUUUUUGAUACGGUGCUUUAUAUAAAGGUGACAUGACCGUUUAUUACAGAUGUUGUGUAUAUCUUUGAUAUUCUAAUGUUUAAUUCUAUUUUGUGAAGAAAAGAAAACAUUUAGGGAAUUUUAAAAAGCUAGUAAUGGUUGUCUAUUGGUACUGCACAGGGUCUGAUUUUUGCUUUGUCAUUUUCUUUUUUUCCCCCUGAUGGCUAAAAGUAUGUUAGAUAUUUUCUAGCUUUGUAGAGACUUUGUACGCAUAUGCUAUUCAGUUUAAAUAAAUGGUCAGUUCCAAACUGUG